AUGAAGAGACUGGUUGUCCACUUACGCCCCCCCCCUUUCCUCCCCUCCUCUCCUCUUCCUAUUCUCUCGUUGCUCCCUGCUCACCUCUCUCUCCUACCAGACCACACCCUGCUACCCACUCUCUCACACCCGCUUCUCUCAUACCCUCCUCUCUCCCACCUUCCUGUGCACCGGAACCAGCUGCUAACAACCUCCCUCUCCUCUCCCUGCUCGCUCUCCUUUCUCCUCCGUCACCUCCUCCCUCCUUUCCGAUUACCCCUGUUCCUCGUCCUCCCUCCCUUCCUUCCCUCCUUUGUCUCGCAUGCUCGCUGCUUCCCAUGCGCCCAGCACCCACCAUCCCACCCCUCUCAUUCUCACCCCUCUCAUUCUCACCCCUCUCAUUCUCACCCCUCUCAUUCUCACCCCUCUCAUUCUCACCCCUCUCAUUCUCACCCCUCUCACCCCUCUCACCGUCACACUUCUCACCCUCACCACUCUCACCCCCCUCAUCCCUCUCAACCCUCUCACCCCUCUCAACCCUCUCCCCCCCUUUACCCCUCUCACUCCUGCAAGGAGGGGGAAGAGUGGCGAAGGGGAAGGGGAGGAGGGGAGAAGGAGGGAGCAGGGGGGGGAGGAGGUGUGGGGAGGGGGGCGAGAAAGGGCGUGCAGGGGAGAGAGGAGGAGAGGAUGGAUGGUUGGUUGACUGCACUUGACCCACCAUCACCGCACUGGACGCGCUUGACCCACCAUCCCUAUGGCGCGCCCCUCCUGCGCAACAUCAGAGUGGAGCGCUGCACCACCAUUCCCCCGCACAACCAGCUCCACACCAUCUGCCCAUCUGCACCACCAUUCCCCCGCACUACCAGCUCCACACCAUCUGCCCAUCUGCACCACCAUUCCCCCGCACUACCAGCUCCACACCAUCUACCCAUCUGCACCACCAUUCCCCCGCACUACCAGCUCCACACCAUCUGCCCAUCUGCACCACCAUUCCCCCGCACUACCAGCUCCACACCAUCUACCCAUCUGCACCACCAUUCCCCCGCACUACCAGCUCCACACCAUCUGCCCAUCUGCACCACCAUUCCCCCGCACUACCAGCUCCACACCAUCUGCCCAUCUGCACCACCAUUCCCCCGCACUACCAGCUCCACACCAUCUACCCAUCUGCACCACCAUUCCCCCGCACUACCAGCUCCACACCAUCUGCCCAUCUGCACCACCAUUCCCCCGCACUACCAGCUCCACACCAUCUACCCAUCUGCACCACCAUUCCCCCGCACUACCAGCUCCACACCAUCUGCCCAUCUGCACCACCAUUCCCCCGCACUACCAGCUCCACACCAUCUGCCCAUCUGCACCACCAUUCCCCCGCACUACCAGCUCCACACCAUCUGCCCAUCUGCACCACCAUUCCCCCGCACUACCAGCUCCACACCAUCUGCCCAUCUGCACCACCAUUCCCCCGCACUACCAGCUCCACACCAUCUGCCCAUCUGCACCACCAUUCCCCCGCACUACCAGCUCCACACCAUCUGCCCAUCUGCACCACCAUUCCCCCGCACUACCAGCUCCACACCAUCUGCCCAUCUGCACCACCAUUCCCCCGCACUACCAGCUCCACACCAUCUGCCCAUCUGCACCACCAUUCCCCCGCACUACCAGCUCCACACCAUCUACCCAUCUGCACCACCAUUCCCCCGCACUACCAGCUCUGCCUCAAGCAGGGAGGGCGCAAGGGGGGGAGGAGGCGCAGGGGACGCGGGGGGGGACGCGGAGGACGCGGGGGGCGUGGAGGGCGACAAGGUGCCCAUCGCCCCCUCCUCCUCCCAGCAAGUCCCUCUGGAAAUCUGCACCACCACUCCCCUCCAUGACCAGCUCUGCCUCAAGAGCGGAGGGCAAGGAGGGCGACAAGCACGUCCCUCUUUGGCGCGCUGCACCACCACCACUCCCCCCUGGCGCCAUGUCAACGUCAAGCAUGGAGGGCAAGGAGGGCGAGAGGGCGCCCCAUGGCCCUCUCCUCCUGCAGCACAGCACGUCCCCCUUUGGCGCGCUGCACCCCCACCACUUCCUCCCCCCGGCGUUGUGUCAGCGUCAUGCAGGAAGGGCGAGAAGGGCGAGACAGCGCCCAUGGCCCUCUCCCCGUGCAGCACGUCCCUGAGGCGUGCGCGGAAGUUGGUGAGGAAGGUCCUUAUGGCGGCGAGGAAGCUGUGCAGAAGGCGGCAGACCCCAGGGAAGGUUGUUGGGCUUGCAGGGGGGCUAGAAGGGCUUGGGGAAGAGAUGUGCGCGGUGCUCUGCGGGGAAGGCAGCGGAGAGGAAGCGGUGACGCAAGCAGCACACUCCGGAGGAUUCUAA
This is a messenger RNA of Closterium sp. Naga37s-1, 2334 nucleotides long. NCBI's taxonomy places the organism in Eukaryota, Viridiplantae, Streptophyta, Zygnematophyceae, Desmidiales, Closteriaceae. The record is from the annotation of a GenBank genome assembly.